CCACGCAGUAUAUUAGAAUUUUCAAUAAAAAACAAACGGAUUUAGCGCGAGACUUGAGAGGAAGAAUGGGGGACUCACUAGCAGAGCUGGAGCGAAUCCAAACCCAAAUCCUCGACCGCACUUCAGACCUGGAGAUCUCCUUCGCCUCUCUUCUUCCCCAAACCGCCACUCAAAACGACGCCGUCUACGGCGGCACCGGAGCUCGCCUCUCCGCGAUUCUCAAAUCCAAAGGCGUCAACGACUUCUCUUUUAAGAGAGUCGCCUCCGAUUACUACGACUGGCCUCUCGAAUCCCGGCGCGACGCCGUCGGAGCCGCCUCCGUCCAACAUCUCUGCAAAAGCAUUGUUCUGGUUAACACUCAAGCCAUUCCUAGUGUGGUUGACUGUAGUGACCGCAACAAUUCAAAGUAUUACGUUGUGGUCGUUCAGUAUGCUGCUAGGUUUAAUGCCGAAGCUGUUAAAAACUUCUUGUAUACGCUCAACCAAGGCAAAAUCGCCAAAAAGAAGUUCAACUUGAGGCUUGCACCUGAGGAGACUUCAAUACAAUUGACUGGGUUUGAGCACAACGCAGUUACAUGUAUUGGCAUGAAAACAGAAAUUCCGGUUAUUUUGGAUGAAGCAAUUCAGAAACUUAAUCCUGAUUUCUUCUGGUUGGGUGGUGGAGAGGUUGAUCUGAAGCUGGGUAUCAAAACCUCCCAGUUCAUAAAUGUUGUUAAACCUUUUAUUGUGAGCUGUAGUAGUGCACUUGAUUGAUACAUAUAAACUAGAUUCCAAAUUUCUGUAUGAACAGUAUAUCAGAGCACAUGUUACUAUGUUAGAGACCAAAGAACUGUCAUUAUCAGAGUGAUCUUGCAAUAAAGAGAUGUCCAUUUCGCCUCCCGAA
Messenger RNA from Fragaria vesca subsp. vesca, 882 nucleotides. RefSeq lists its product as uncharacterized. Gene Ontology annotation, molecular function: aminoacyl-tRNA deacylase activity. The transcript is spliced from 5 exons. The record is from RefSeq and is a predicted model, not a curated record. The coding region runs from base 66 to 752 and encodes 228 amino acids. Lineage: Eukaryota; Viridiplantae; Streptophyta; Magnoliopsida; Rosales; Rosaceae.